UGGUUACAUUUCAUUUAAUUUGGUUCAGUUUUGUCGGUUAAUUCGGUUAGAAAAAUGAAAUUCUUGUUGAAGAUGAAGAUGCUUGCUGUUGUGAUGAUCCCUUUGUUUUUCUACCAUGUCCAUGGUAAGGAAUGCACCAACACGCCAACCGAGCUGUCGUCGCACACGUAUCGCCACCAGUUAUUAUCUUCAUAUAACAACACUGAAAAAGAACAGAUGUUGUUGUCACACAACCACUUAACCCCCUCUGAUGAUUCCACAUGGGCCAGUUUGAUCCCAAGAAAAGUGUUGAAAGAGGAAGAUGAACAUGGUUGGAUGAUGAUGUAUAGACAUUUAAAAAAUCAAGGGGCCAAGCCUCAAGUGUCUGGGACAUUCUUGAAUGAAGUUGCUUUAGGUGAUGUGAGAUUGGACCCUGACUCAAUUCAUGGUCAAGCUCAACAAACCAAUUUGGAGUACUUGUUGAUGUUUGAUGUUGAUAGGUUGGUUUGGAACUUUAGGAAGACCGCGGGUUUGCUCACGCCUGGUGUUGCGUAUGGUGGUUGGGAGGCGCCGGAUCAAGAGCUCCGUGGUCAUUUUGUAGGGCAUUAUUUAAGUGCCACAGCUCUAAUGUGGGCGAGCACCGGUCACCAAGCUCUAAAAGAAAAGAUGACUCAACUGGUGUCUGCACUCGGUGAUUGUCAAGAAAAGAUGAAGACGGGGUACCUCUCCGCUUUCCCAACUGAGUUUUUUGAUCGCGUUGAAGCUAGUAAAACCGUUUGGGCUCCAUAUUACACUAUUCACAAGAUAAUGGCAGGUUUACUUGAUCAAUAUGCUUUCGCUCGUAACGAUCAAGCUCUACAAAUGGUUAUUAAGAUGGCAGAUUACUUCUGCAAACGUGUGCAAAAUGUGAUCACGCGGUUCACUAUUGAAAGACACUGGCAAUCUUUGAAUGAAGAAUAUGGCGGAAUGAAUGACGUCAUGUAUCGCCUGUACACCAUAACAGGAGAUACAAAGCACUUAUUAUUAGCUAAUCUUUUUGACAAACCGUGCUUUCUUGGACCGUUGGCUAUCAAGGUAAAUUUUAAGUAA
This is a messenger RNA of Helianthus annuus (common sunflower), 1068 nucleotides long. RefSeq lists its product as uncharacterized. Bases 55 to 1068 code for a protein of 337 amino acids. The transcript is spliced from 4 exons. Gene Ontology annotation, biological process: carbohydrate metabolic process. Lineage: Eukaryota; Viridiplantae; Streptophyta; Magnoliopsida; Asterales; Asteraceae. The record is from RefSeq and is a predicted model, not a curated record.